CUGCGCAGGAGAACCUGCCGCAUAUAUAAGGGGAUGAGAAGACCCAGGAGCUGACAAUCUCAACAACAACAACCCAGGAGCUUCUAAACUUGGAAAAAACCAAGGAGUCACACUUGGCCUGACAACCUCGUAGUCUACACUGCUCCUCCAACGCCUCCUGCCAUCCAUAAUGCUGCGCCUGUUGGUAGUAAUGACCGUCGUGACGGUGGCUCUUGGCUCUAGCAUCGACCAUCCUAGCACUCCCAGCUGUGUCUUCUGGUGCAAUUACCCAGCCGCUGUCAACGCUGGUGCCCUCUACUGCUGCAUUAAUUCAAACCAUAAAUUUGUCGAAAAUACAAGUCUAGCAACCCAUCCAGGCAAUGUGCAGCCUAUACCGUCUGCACAUUCGCACCGUUCGAUCCUAUCAGAUGCGGUCAUGAUGACUAUUGUCUCUACCAUGAAAAAUGCUGCUAUGACGCCUGUCUGAAACACCACACCUGCAAGGCUUCACGUCCCCAUUAACGCCUUGCACAAGAUCACACCGACUGUUCCACCCGCUGCCCAUCUCGGCGUCACACCUAAAACAAUUAUCAUAUAAACAACGCCAAUACGAGCACUCAGCAGCCAGACGUUCCUCCCCACCCAGUAAUGCAGUUGUCUCAAAAUGGAACUUGUAACUGGAACGUGAUCCACUUGAGUACCACCAAAUAUUACACUUGUGUUAUUAUUGCUGUUAUUAUGUAUUGGUGGUGCUCUUCAAGUUUGUAAUAUUCGCUGUUCAUUAGAGGAGUUUAUCUUGCAAUAAAGUUGUUGCCUUCA
Molecule: messenger RNA, 798 nt
Organism: Homarus americanus (American lobster)
Lineage: Eukaryota; Metazoa; Arthropoda; Malacostraca; Decapoda; Nephropidae
Exons: 4
Coding region: 170-466 (98 amino acids)
Source: RefSeq, a predicted model, not a curated record